UUUUAAUAAAAUAUUGGAAACAUGUGAUAUUAAAUUAAUAAGAACAGUCACAGGUUAUAUUUAUAUGAUUGUAUAUAUAAUAUAACGGUACUAUCUCUGAAAAUCCCUGUGAGAAUUCUUUCUGCGCAUCGCGUGAUUAAGAUAUGGAUAAUGAUAAAAUUUCUUGUCCUAUCUGUUCUGAAAAAUUUUCUUCUACAAUAAUAGAAAAUCAUGUUAGUAAAUGUUUAUUCUUAAAUGAAUCAACAAGCAAAGAAUCUUUUAAGGAUGAAAGCCCUGCAAGGAAAUAUGUAAAAUUAAAUAAUACAAAAGCAAAAAAGAGUGAUUUGGGAUUAGUAAAAAAAAAAACUACUUUAAUAGAAUCAUCAUCAAUAAAUGUAGAUUCUCAGAUACCAAAAACUUCAUUUAACAUUAAUACAGAUAAAGAAAUUAAAAAAUUAUUUGGAAAUGAUUAUAUACCUCUUGCGGAACGCAUGAGACCUACAACACUUUCAGGAUAUAUUGGACAAUUACACAUUCUUGGACCAUCUACUAUUCUUUAUCAAUUAUUAAAUAAAUUUGAAAUACCAAAUAUAAUUUUGUGGGGUCCACCUGGUUGUGGAAAGACAUCUUUGGCAAAUGUUAUAGCUCACAUAUGUAAAACUAAAUCAAAUGGUAAAAUAAGAUAUGUUAAGUUAUCUGCAGCAAUAGCUGGAGUAAAUGAAGUAAAAGAAAUAAUAACUAUAGCUACUAAUGAAUUAAAAUUUAAUAGACGUACAGUAGUUUUCAUGGAUGAAAUACAUCGUUUUAAUAAAAGUCAACAAGAUGUAUUUUUACCACAUGUUGAAUCUGGUAUUAUUACAUUACUUGGUGCAACAACAGAAAAUCCUUCUUUCAGUUUAAACUCAGCACUUUUAAGUCGCUGUAGAGUCAUUGUUUUAGAAAAAUUAAAUAUAUCUAAUUUGAUAUGUAUAUUAAGCAGAGCUGUAAUAUCAUUAGAAGGAAUAGUGCAUAAUUCAAAUAAAAUAUCGGAAAACACCACUCAAAUACCAAAAUUUAUUAUAGAUGAACCAACUAUAGAAUGGUUGGCAGGAACCUCUGAUGGUGAUGCUCGUAUAGCAUUAGGUGGUUUGGAAUUAGCAGUUCGAUGUAAAUUACCAAACAAUGAAGAUUUUGUGAAGAAUGAUCCUGUGACUAUUACAUUAGAUGAUAUUAAAGAAAGCCUUAAAAAAACUCAUAUGUUAUAUGAUAAAAAAGGUGAUCAGCAUUAUGAUAUGAUUUCAGCUUUACAUAAAUCUGUUAGAGCAAGUGAUGAAAAUGCUUCCCUUUAUUGGUUAACAAGAAUGAUAUUAGGUGGAGAAGAUCCAAAUUAUAUUGCACGAAGAUUAGUUAGAAUGGCAUGUGAAGAUAUUGGUUUAGAAGAUCCAAAAGCUCUUGAAAUUGCUAUACAUACAAUGCAUGGCUGUAAGAUGAUAGGAAUGUCUGAAUGUAAUGUCCUUUUAGCACAAUGUACAAUAUAUUUAGCCAGAGCUCCAAAAUCUAGAUUGAUGGAAGAUGCACUUAGAGCUGCUCAAAGAGUAGUAGCUGAACAUAAAGGACCUCAACCAGGUGUACCUUUACAUUUAAGAAAUGCUCCAACAAAGCUUAUGAAAAAUUUAGGAUACAGUAAAGGUUACAACAUGAAACACAAAAAUAAAUCAGGUUUGAAUUAUUUGCCAGAAGGAUUAGAAAAUGUAAAUUUUUUUGAUUAUCAUUAAAAUAUAUAUGUGCAUACAUAUAUCUUAAAUAAAAAAAAAAUAUAUAUAAACUAUUAUAAUAUAGUUAUAAUAUUAAGAAAUAUAGAGUAUAUUUUAAAAAUUAU
Molecule: messenger RNA, 1837 nt
Organism: Apis florea (little honeybee)
Lineage: Eukaryota; Metazoa; Arthropoda; Insecta; Hymenoptera; Apidae
Product: ATPase WRNIP1
Biological process (GO): DNA synthesis involved in DNA repair; DNA-templated DNA replication
Cellular component (GO): nucleus
Molecular function (GO): DNA binding; ATP hydrolysis activity; ATP binding
Source: RefSeq, a predicted model, not a curated record